Rhagoletis zephyria (snowberry fruit fly) is the source of this 1135-nucleotide messenger RNA. RefSeq names its product putative carbonic anhydrase 3. Lineage: Eukaryota; Metazoa; Arthropoda; Insecta; Diptera; Tephritidae. The record is from RefSeq and is a predicted model, not a curated record. Gene Ontology annotation, molecular function: zinc ion binding; carbonate dehydratase activity. Gene Ontology annotation, cellular component: cytoplasm.
AUGGUGGAAUGUUCGUUGUGCUCGCUAUUGAGUUUUUUAUUCAACUGUAUUUACCAUGUGAUCGGUUGUGCUUUAGAGUACCCGCUGGUAGUAAUGGCGCUUAGCUUUCUAAUUGCGUUGGUUUUCGUAACAAAUAUUUUUACGGCAAAAUUGAUUUGUGAUUUCCGUAGUCCGUUACGUGGCGUCCCAGCAGAUGGCGGCGGAAGCUGCAAUGGCAGUGGGCAAGGCGAGAGAAGCGCAUCAACGCAAUUUGAUUAUGGGCCAGAUAAUGGUCCACAUAAUUGGCGCUGCUCGGACACAAAUCAAUCGCCCAUAAAUAUUAUCGAUGAUAAUGUGCAAAAAUUUCCCAUACGUGAAUUACUUUGCUGGAAUCACUACGAUGAUUUACCCAACGGCAUUAUGCUGGAGAAUAAUGGUCACACAGUUGUGCUACGCGCCUCUUAUUCAGGCAAUACACCCACCGUUAGUGGUGCUGAUCUGCUGGCUUGUUAUACAUUCGUUGAACUUUGCUUUCGCUGGAGUUCAUUAGGCAACGAUGGAUCCGAACACAUGCUGAAUUACCGCAAAUUUCCGCUGGAAUUACAGGCAAUGCACCGCACUGGCCCCUCUGGCGAUUAUACCUCCAGCUAUGAUAUUCUCAUGGUUGGCUACUUCUUUGAGGUUUCAUCGAACAAUCCCUAUUUGGACCCACUCGUACAAAAUUUACAUCGCAUACAGAAACCUGGCUCUAAAAUCGAAAUUCCACCUUUUCCACUCUCCUAUCUGUGCUAUCAAUUUCGUACUGGCUUCUACAGCUAUGGCGGCUCACUGACCGAACCGCCAUGCUAUCAGGGUGCCGAAUGGUUUCUCUUUCCCGAGCCAUUGGCAAUUAGUGAACGGCAGUUGAACGAAUUUCGUCAGUUGCUAUCGAAGGAUGGCAAAACACGUAUUCUACGUAAUUCACGUCCUGUUCAAGAUAUCAAUUGUACACGCGUUGUCAACUUAAAUCAAUUUAAUCCCAUAGAUGCUUGCCCGAUGGAGCCGCCCGUGUGUGUAGAUGAGGAAAGUGUUGAAUAGCAAGGAAGUGCGAAGAUGAUUUGCACCGAAGCCAAUGCGAUUUCAAGAUUUUAUAUUUGUAAAUUUAUUUACAAAUCAA